Molecule: messenger RNA, 1118 nt
Organism: Rubroshorea leprosula
Lineage: Eukaryota; Viridiplantae; Streptophyta; Magnoliopsida; Malvales; Dipterocarpaceae
Source: the annotation of a GenBank genome assembly
UAAAUCCCAAGUGUUUCCCUAGCUGAUGAACUUUUCUCUCGAAGCAGCGUUCCACCCCCACCAAAGCAGAACGCCGCGGCGGCGUUGCUCUCCAUCCAUCAGAACUAUACAAGCGAAGGGACCAUCUAGAAGCAGCAAAUAUGUCGAGAAGGGGCUUGAUGGAGCAGGAUCUGAGCAAAUUGGAUGUAACAGAGUUGCAUCCUCUCUCCCCAGAGGUUAUAUCUCGGCAGGCCACCAUAAAUAUUGGCACCAUAGGCCAUGUGGCACAUGGGAAGUCAACAGUUGUCAAAGCAAUAUCAGGUGUUCAGACUGUUCGCUUUAAAAAUGAGUUGGAGAGAAACAUUACUAUCAAACUGGGAUAUGCUAAUGCAAAGAUAUACAAAUGUGAAGAUGAGCACUGCCCUCGACCCAUGUGCUAUAAAGCUUAUGGAAGUGGAAAGGAAGACUGUCCCAUGUGUGAUGUGCCUGGCUUUGAAAACUCCAGGAUGAAGUUGCUAAGACAUGUGUCUUUUGUUGAUUGCCCGGGUCAUGAUAUUCUCAUGGCUACCAUGCUUAAUGGAGCAGCAAUCAUGGAUGGAGCAUUACUUCUCAUUGCUGCCAAUGAAAGCUGUCCCCAACCUCAAACUUCUGAACAUCUUGCUGCUGUAGAAAUUAUGCGUCUUCAGCAUAUCAUAAUUCUUCAAAACAAAAUCGAUCUCAUUCAGGAGAAUGUUGCUAUUAACCAGCAUGAUGCUAUUCAGAAAUUCAUUCAGGGUACUGUAGCUGAUGGUGCUCCAGUGGUGCCAAUUUCUGCCCAGCUGAAAUAUAAUAUUGAUGUUGUGUGUGAAUAUAUUGUGAAGAAAAUACCAAUUCCAGAGAGGAAUUUUGUUUCACCACCAAAUAUGAUUGUGAUCCGGUCAUUUGAUGUCAAUAAGCCUGGGUUUGAGGUUGAUGAGAUAAAAGGUGGUGUUGCUGGUGGAAGUAUACUGAGGGUAUGUUUAUUCCCUUUCUAAGUGUCAAUGUUAGGUUGUAAACUUGCAUUCUGUGGCAAAUGGCACUAGUUUUGACUGAAUCCAUACUGGGUUGUCAUCAUGCCCUCCUGCUUUUUCUUUUCUUUUCUUAUUAUUAUUAUUAUUAUU